Molecule: messenger RNA, 1836 nt
Organism: Scheffersomyces amazonensis
Lineage: Eukaryota; Fungi; Ascomycota; Pichiomycetes; Serinales; Debaryomycetaceae
Exons: 1
Coding region: 1-1836 (611 amino acids)
Biological process (GO): nucleotide catabolic process
Cellular component (GO): cytosol
Molecular function (GO): hydrolase activity
Source: RefSeq, a predicted model, not a curated record
AUGCAGUUCGACAAUACUGUAAUCAGAAACAUUAUACUUAUCUUUUUAGGAAUUGUAGCAUUUACUCAAUUCUAUAAAUUAUACAAUGUAUAUUAUCAAAAUAAUCCAGUUACUGCCAUACGAGACUUAACAUGGGGGGAUAUAAAUUUUAUUCAUACUACUGAUACUCAUGGUUGGUAUUCAGGUCAUUUAAUUCAACAGCUGUAUAAUGCAGAUUGGGGUGAUUUCAUUUCAUUUACAUCUAGAUUGAAAAAGAUUGCUGAUGAUAAUGGUCAAGAUUUAUUAUUAAUUGAUAGUGGUGAUAGACAUGAUGGUAAUGGAUUAUCAGAUGUAACAGUACCCAAUGGUGUUAAGGCUCUUCCUAUCUUUAUGAAAGAAGAUUAUGAUUUGUUAACUAUUGGGAAUCAUGAAUUGUACUUGUGGGAGAAUUCUAGACAAGAAUAUGAAGAUUUGAUUGAACACUUUAAGGGGAACUACCUUAGUUCUAAUGUAGAAUAUAAACUUGAUAAUGGAACGUUUGUAACUUUUGGUGAUAAAUUCAAAUAUUUUACUACCCCCAAUAAGCAUUUAAGGAUUUUAUCAUUUGGAUUUUUAUUUGAUUUCAAUAGAUUCAAUGAUCAUUCUCGCGUUACGUCCAUUAAAGAAGUCAUUGAUAACCAGCCAUGGUUCAAGGAGACCUUAAAAGCAUAUCCACCUGAAGAAGUAGAUUUAUUAUUACUUGUGACUCAUGUUCCUAUCACUCGAAGCUGGCCAGAAAUAUAUUAUCUCCACUCAGUGCUUAGAGAGUUCUAUCCCGAUACUAAGAUUCAGUAUUUUGGAGGUCAUAGUCAUAUUAGAGACUUUAUAGUUCUUGAUGAAUAUGCCACAGCAUUACAAAGUGGUAGAUAUUGUGAAACAGUCGGUUGGACUAGUAUUAAUUUACAGACUGACAACUUUAAAGAAAGAUACUCGAGAACUUAUAUAGAUUUCAAUCUCGACUCGUUUCAACAUCAUGCGAAGAUCUCACUGAAGGAUUCGUUUGAUACAGAAAAGGGGGUCAAUGUUUCCAAAUUGAUUACUCAAACCAGAAAUGAAUUAAAAUUAAAUACUCCUAUUGGUUAUGUCAAAAAGAGUAAUUAUUAUAUUGAUUAUGUUCCAAUUACUGAUUCUAAGAAUAUAUUUCACUUUUUAACUAAGAAAGUAUUACCUACAUUAACUCCAGAUGAUGAAAAUCUUGAGAUUCAUGAUGAAAGAAUUAUUAUUAUUAAUACUGGAUCUAUAAGAUAUGAUUUAUAUAAGGGUCCAUAUACUCUUGAUAGUCGAUAUAUUGUAUCACCAUUUGAGAAUUUAUGGGUUAAAUUAUCUAUUCCUAAAGGUAUUGCUAUUCAAAUAACUCCAUUAUUGAAUGAUGAAUCUUAUAUUGCCAAACAUUUAAAACCACCUCAUCAACAAGAUGAUUCAGAUGAAAAGAAUGCUAGAAGACAAACUAGAUUUAGUUAUCCUGUUUUAGAUUUAAACGAUUAUGAUAAACAAACUAUAAAGAAUAGUAAGAAAAAGAAGAAAUUAACUAAGGGAUAUGUUACUUUUGAUGAUUUAGGCCAUGAAGGUGAUGAUACUCCACAUAAAGCUGUUGUUAAUUUCCCUAUUCCAAAUGUAGUUAAUUCAGAAGAAAUUAAAAAGGGAACUAGUGAUGAAGAAAUUGUGGAUCUUAUAUUCUACGAUUUUAUUGAAUCUAAUAUAAUUUGGGCCCUUGACCAAUUAAAUUAUACUUUACCUGAAGGUAAGGGUCCAGACUUUUAUUCCAAGAAAUAUUUAGGUACUCUAUUAAAUGAAUAUAUUAGAGAUAUAGGUGCAUAA